UAAAAUUCUAACGAAACAUUCAAAGAAUCACUUUAGCUUCAAAAGCAUUUUUUUUAAUAUAGGUUUGCAAUAAUGUUCGGUUUUAGCUCGCUUUUACCUCCGGAUUGGGCCGCAUUCUUCGGCUCACUUAGUUUGGCAGAUAUAAUCGCAGGAAUACCAGCUUUUCUUGUCAUUUACACAGUUCUACCAAGUGCUAUAUAUACAGCACGACAUAGAAGCAGUAAAGGAAACUGGUAUAUCCCACCUGAACCUACUGAUGAAUCCCCUUCAAUGCAAGCUAAAUUGCUUUUAUUGAACAGUUUGGCAGUAUUAUUUUCAGUCAAAUAUAUUGCGCAAUACAUAUUUAAUCAUCCAGGACCAGAAAUUUUUGUCACGGGAACUCUAUUAACUGUUAUAUUGAUUACUGUAGUCAUAUACCAUUAUGAGAAUAGAGGAAUUAUAAAACCAGCAAUUCCUCUUUCUGUCCUUUGGGGAACUACAACACUUACUACUUUAUAUUAUACGACUUCAACUCAUGAUAUCUCUCAUGAGAUAUAUCUUGUAUCUAGCUUGUUAAUGUUUAUGUUAGAAUGGGCUUCUCCAAGAACACCUGUAGAAUCCGUAAGUUUUACUGCCACAACUCCUGGAGUUACACAAAGUAAUGAUACAUCUCAGACUGAAAAAGUUUCUACAGAAGAAUCUAAACAUUCGAAAUCAGAAUAAAGAAUAUACAAUAUAAAAAAAAUUUCAGCAUUUAUUAUAUACAUCGUUUCAAGAACAAUUAACAUUAAUAAAAAAAAAAAAUUUUACGUUUUAUAACAUUUAGUUAGUACAAAUCCAUUUAUCAUAGAUUUUAAACUGAUAAUUAAAGUUCAAAUUAAGGGAGAAUCUUAACAUGGCAACACUUAAUACAUUUAAAAUAAUAGCAGCACAAUUUCAUUAUUGCAAAAUUAAUAUCAUAUCUUUAUAUUUAACUUCACCAUGAUCUGAUUGAUCUGAUUAAUGCAAACCUUGUUGAUCUAUUUAAUUUAAAUAUAUUAGCAAUAAUCCAUAUAUUUUUUAGAUAUGUAUUGAAUUGAACUGAGGAAAAGGUUUUGAUUACUAUUAGUCUAUUACAAUUAAAAUAUUAAAAUGCUUACAGUUAGGAUUCUUGAAAAUCUUUACUUUUGCGU
Molecule: messenger RNA, 1151 nt
Organism: Rhizophagus irregularis DAOM 181602=DAOM 197198
Lineage: Eukaryota; Fungi; Glomeromycota; Glomeromycetes; Glomerales; Glomeraceae
Source: RefSeq, a predicted model, not a curated record